UCUGCAAACUUUGCACCUCAGGAACUGGUGUAUCAGGAUCUUGGCACAUCAGUCCUGUCAGGAGCUAUAGAGGGUUACAAUGUCUGUCUGUUUGCCUAUGGGCAAACUGGCUCAGGAAAAACGUAUACUAUGAUGGGGACACCAGCAUCUGUUGGGCUGACACCAAGGAUAUGCAAGGGACUCUUCUCCAGGGUGGAUGACUACCAAGAGAAGCCAACAUCAUGCAGAAUAGAAGUUAGCUUUCUGGAAAUUUAUAAUGAACGUGUCCGAGAUCUUCUGAAGCGCUGUGAUGGAAACAAGCCCUACACACUUCGAGUGCGUGAACACCCUGAUAAGGGUCCCUAUGUGCAAGGAUUAUCGCAACAUUUGGUAUCAGACUACAAGCAACUUAUUGAGCUUUUAGAGGAAGGGAAUUCAAACAGAAUCACUGCUGCUACCCACAUCCAUGAUGCCAGCAGCCGAUCCCAUGCCAUCUUUACCAUCCAUUACACUCAGGCAAUAUUGGAGAGUCACCUUCCAUCAGAGAUUGUUAGCAAAAUUAACCUUGUUGAUUUGGCAGGCAGUGAGAGAGCUGAUCCAAAUUUCUGUAAGGACAGAAUCACUGAAGGAUCAAAUAUUAACAAAUCUCUGGUUACUCUGGGAAUAGUCAUCUCCACUUUAGCACAAAAUUCCCAGAUGUCCACCAGCUGCCAGAGUAUUAAUAGUAUGGUGAGCGAAGGUGAUUCUGGAAGCCAUUCCAGUGCAUAUUCAGGAAGCAGCAGACGCCAGUGUUAUGUUCCUUACCGUGAUUCUGUCCUCACCUGGCUUCUCAAGGACAGUCUUGGAGGAAAUUCAAAAACCAUUAUGAUUGCAACAAUCUCUCCUGCAAGCACAAGUUACAGUGAAACAAUCAGCACCUUAAGAUAUGCAGCACAUGCAAAGAAUAUUAUCAAUAAACCACGAGUGAAUGAGGAUGCUAAUGUAAAAUUGAUUAGAGAACUGCGUGAGGAAAUUGAUCGAUUGAAAGCCAUGCUGAUGAGUUUUGAAUUACGAAACUCCAGUCCUUCUUUAAGCGAUGAAAAAGAUGGAAGCCUAACAGAAAUGUUACUUCAAAAUGAACUCAAGAUAGACCAACUUGCCAAAGAUUGGACAGACAGAUGGAAAGACACAAAAGCAAUCAUGGAGGAGUACUAUGUGGAUAUAAACCGAGGAAAAGCAGGAGUGAUUGUUGCCUCCCAGUUACCUCAUUUAAUAGCAGUGGAUGAGGAUAUAUUAAGUACAGGUGUUGCUCUCUACCAUCUUAGGGAAGGAACAACAACCAUUGGGAGAAUUGAUGCCGAAACAGAACAAGACAUUGUUCUUCAGGGUCCUUGGGUGGACUCAGAGCACUGUGUCAUUCACAAUCACAAUGGCAUAGUGACAAUUGAACCAAUUGGAGGGUCACAGUGCUCUGUUAAUGAACUGGACAUCACCCAUUCAUGUCGUUUGUCCCAAGGUGCUGUUAUAGUCAUAGGAAAAGUGCAUAAGUUCAGGUUUAACCAUCCAACUGAAGCUGCAAUGUUGAGACAAAGGAGAACUAGUAGCAGCAUGUCUCUGGAAAGCAGUGGCUCCUGUGAAUGGCUAGAUUUGGAUGGAGAAUUCAACUUCUCCCCUCCUUAUGUUUUGUCUCCUCUCAUGCAAGCAAGCUUUGAACACGAUAAGGAGAAGGAUGACGAAAUGGAGCUAAGUGAAACCAGGAAGCAGCUAGUCGAACUUCGGGAGAGAUACCAAAACAAACAGCAGGAGCACAAAGAAUACAGGCACAAGCUGAAGGCAUUGGAAGCUUUUUACCAAGGGCAGGUACAGCAGCAGGAAUGCUAUAUUGAGGAACUGCGAAAACACAUCCAAGCAGCCCAGUCGCAGGCAGAACAAGAGCUCAAACACGAUCAGGAGCAGCUCAAACAACAAAUUGAGCUAAACCAGCAAUGUCUAGCAAAUGAAGAGAGGCGCUUGGAGUCUUUAGCGCAGCACCGCCAUGAGCUGGGGACACAGACAGAGACUGUAACGUUCACUGAGUGUGGGGUACAAAUCACCCUUCAAAACAAGGAGAUUCCUUCCCUUGAGCAAGAUAGGAAGCGGCUGGUGCAGCUGGAACUGCUUCAGAAACACUCACUGAAGAAGGCCGAGCGAAAUAUCAGCAAGAAAAGAGUCAAAUACCAGCUGGAGAGAAUCGCCGGGAAGCAAAAACUGUUGGAAGCCAAAACCAACCUGCAACACCUGGAGGCUGCAAGCUUACUCAGCAAGGAUCAACUCAAGCAACCAACCGUGGACAAAAUAAACACUUUACAAACCAGUCCAAAUCCAAAACUGACAAAGUGGAACAAAUCAUUCCCUCCAUACUCAUUACCAGCAACAAAACAAUCACCAUCUGUUCGUUUACUAGCUAGGAGGCACUCCGAUUCAAAUGACCUGGUAUCACGCCUGUACCCACAGUAUGUCCCAGUUUACAGUGAUUUCCUGAAGAGAAAGAACUUGGCUACGUCACCUCAAACAAAGAAGUGGCACAGUUCAACACAGGAGUCUCACUCAGUGGGUUCAUCUCCAAAAGAGGGUUUGUCCAUUACAAGGCAGCAAGCUUUUAAACGAGGGAGUGAGUCUGUUUCACCUGCCUGGGGCCAAAUUCACAAGAAACGAAAGGCAGCUGGGCAUGAGAAAGUCUCCAAGCCGGAAGCCAUAACAGAACCAAAUGAGAGCAGUAACUUCACUGAUAAAGAGCACACACAAAAGGAUAACAUGAAUGACCUACACCCAGAGGUCCAACAACUCAGCAGUAAAGUUCCUGAAAAUAAACAUUCAUCAGGCUGCAUGCUGUCUGAGACAAAGAUACUUGUACCAGAUUUGGUGGAUGUUGAAACUAACAGAGACAAGCUACUUAAAGUAACUAAUGAAGACACUAGGCAGGACUUUUCAUUGAAGCGUAUGUUGGAUGUUGGUGAUACAUCCAGAGUUUGUAAAAAGCCACCAUGUGGACGAUUGAGCAGAGCUAAAAGAGUCUGCAAGGAGUGUGCCAUGAGGAUGUCUUCCCUGAGCCAGUGUCAGCAUCCCAUCAAGGGAGCUUCUUCACUGGUCAAUCUUUGGGAACCAGUGACUCAUCCUGACAAGACAAGGAAGUGGCACAGUGACAAAAUAUUAAAUGCUGGCAUUACCACGGCUGCUCGUGAUUCACUAAGGGACUGGUCAGGCACAGAGGAAACGUCAGAUGGUGAAAGUGUGUACUCUGUAGAUUCUCUGUCUUCUGCUUAUGCAACUGCAUUAAAAGAGCAGUUACUGGAUGAAGAGUUGGAGGUUCACCAAGGUGAAUGGCAUGACGAUUGUAGUGGAAGUGAUGACAGUCAGAUGUCCCAAGAUUCGUUGGUGGACACGGACACAAAACUAGCUUCUGGCAUGAUGAAUGUUAGUGUGUUGUACGAUACAGCAACAAGUUUCACCCUUGCAAACAGAGGGAGAAGUAUUUCUCUGAACAACUUAGCUGAUGUGAAAGGGCAAAGUGACAUUUUCAGAAUGGAUUCAGCUGAAUUAACUGCAUCAGAUGAAAUGCCAGCUGAAAUGUAUUGGAAUCUACCUUGGACUGAAGGUGAUGAAACUAAAGCCCACCAGGCUUCUGAAACACAACUUGAUAAAAACCAGGGAAUGGGAGCUGUGAGAUUAAAAGGGCUGAAUUUUUAUUUGAGCAGUAACACAGAACUAAAAGCUACAGACAUGGAUAAAAAUACACGACUGGAAAAUCUGGAGCCAAAUAGAAAUGAUAUGCACUCUGUGAUCGUGACAGAUGGUUGGUCGUCUUGUGAGUCCAGUCGCAGGAGUAACUUAAAAGUCGAUUCAGCUUGUGGCACUUGUGUUUCGGACAUUUUGCGAGAGCAGGAUGAUGGGUAUCGGUAUGUGGAGGAUGGCCCAACUGAAAGACCAGAAAGAAUUUGGAUUCGCCCGGUGCUUAACUUUGGUCCACCACAUGACUGCCAGCAGUAUGAUGGAACCGUUAAUUUUCCAUUUGUUAAUCUCAGAGAGGACAAUGCACCAUGUACUGAAGACAAAGACAACUCACUAGAUCGAGAAAAGGAGCAUCUCAUCAGUACAUUUAGAACUGAUAGAGUAACGUUUUCAGAUCCAAGUUGUACUGAACAUCCUAUGGUUCAUGUUACUGAAAUGGUUGGAAAUUCGAAAAUAGAAACUAUGCAUGUAUUGGCAAGGAAGACACAAGAUAGUAAUGUGCCGGAUCAAGUCUUUACUACACAGCAGUAUCCAUUAUUAAUACAACCUAAAGAACUUGUGGAGUCUUUUGUGACUGACUCUUGUUUGAAACUUAGAUCAGCUGGUACAGAUGUGGUUGCUUCCAGGCAGAAUGUUAGCUCAGAAAUGGAGGUAACACACAGAGAACAACAAAUCACAGAAACAGAAGCAAUCUGCACACAGUCCCAGGACAAUCUGUUCGAUGACAAAACUUGCCACAGAAGAUGUGAUAUGAGGGGCAGUGCUUCAAAAGUGAACACAACCAAUUUCUCAUCCGGCUUUGAGAGUUUAGUCAUUUCUGGCACUGAACAAUCCACACUACAAUCAGGAUCCCAAACCUUAUCCGAUUUUUCUUGCCCUCCAACUAUUUCUAACUCCAGUGGUCCUUAUGGACUGGUGUGUGGGCCAUUGGAACAGGUUCUGGACCCCAAUGUGGAAUCUGGAUACAUACAAAAGAAUGGCAAAGUAGAUACUAGCUUGCUCACUGAUAGCAUAAUUCUGGGAAAGUCUUUAAUGCAGAAUGAGACCAAACCUUUCUUGGAAUUUAGUGCAAUACAACAUAAAGAUUCAGAUAGUGUUCUCUCAGCUUUAAUGAAAGAUGAACAUAGUCAAAUGGAACAAUCAAAUUUAACCCUUGAUAGAAUCAGGCAAACUGCAAAAUCCUUUAUAAUGCAGGGAAGUCUGGAUACAAAAUGUACUGUGACCAAAGGAAAAGACAGUUGUGAUCUAUUGGCCAGUUCAGUAAGAAAUAUUGCUGUCCAGAAACCAAAGAACCAUAGAGGUCUGUUGAGAAAUGAUGGAGGAUAUACUUCAACAGAAGCUCUGUUCCAGGCUGCAGCCAACCCAGAGGAUUCUGAAGGCAAGAUCAGUGAACUCAGGACUAUUGAUGCUGAACGUUUCAACAAGGAGGAGACUGUUUGUUCUGAAAAACUCCAGAUGAUAAACAGAGGUUUCAUUUCACAGCAACAAAGUGUUGUGAGUAAUGUUGUGUCAAACAAAAAGGAAGAAUUUUUAUUAAGAAACAAAGGUCAUGACAAAGAGGCGAUCAAGAUUUCAUGCAAUCCUGAAGUUGAAGACUGCUUGCACUAUACAGGCAACCCAUGUAAUGGUGACUCACAGGAUCAGCAGUGUGAGAAUGUACUUUCAGAAGAAACCACUGGAUUAACUUCACCUACAUGUGGGCAAAGUGUUCCCAAUUUUAAUACAGAAGAACUGCAAACAAAUGUUGAGAGCAGGCUUUGUGACAGAUUUAAUCAAGAUUGCAAUAUUCUGACAAAGUUGAAUAGUGCCUAUUGUACACUUCCAAAGAAACACAAUAUUCCUGCUGAGUCUCUUUCAAGGGAUCACCUGCAUCAGCCUUUUAUCCAAGGACCUGAAAAUAUUAACAUACUAAUUAAAGAAGAAUCAGAAAUAUCAUAUGGUCCCAACACGGAGAGAGUCCCUAUAAAAGAAAGCAUGACGUACCAACUGGAAUCGAUCAAUACUCAGCGAAAUAGGAGUGGAUCGAAAGUUGAAGUUAACCAAUCUGUGCAUGACCAUAAAAAAACAGAUGUCAACCAGAAUGAUGUGGCCACUGACUUACAAACUGUCCAAUUUGUUAAAGAAAGCAACGUAAGAGAAAAAAGAUUUAGAAGUGAUUAUGUUUCUGCCACAAAUUUCUUAGAUUAUGAAGAAAUUGGAAUUGACAACGUCAAUGAAGCAAAACUGAACAAAGAUAACAUGGUGAAUGAUGCAGUUCAAAGCAAUCCAAGUUAUUUUGGUGUCAGCCUUCCAUCAGAUUUGACUGAAGACUCAGUAAUGAUGAUAGAUGCUGGAUUUCUGGGCGUACCUAGAGAUUGUGAAGUCCCUGUUGAAAAGCAGGUUUAUUCUGUAGGAACUUUCAUAGAUGUUCAGACAACUGCCUGUGGAGGAGGAGAGAUGCUCUUUGGGGAUGCUGAUGAUGGUCAGACCAGAGUUAUUUUUACAGACCACAUUCAGAGGGAUGGAGUGGCAUCUGACUGUCAAGAACAAGGCAACUCCAAGGGUAACAGUCCAAUGAGUGGUGCAGCAGAGAAAUUUGGCGGCAAUUCUGGAACAACUGACCAUUAUUUUCAAAAGACAUCUCUGAUAACGAGAAGGUCCAGUGUGGCAAAAAUAAAUGGUGAUGCCAGAAUGACCAGUGUCGACUUAAUAAAUGACUCCAAAGCCUGUGAACUUUUCACAUUACAUAAAAACAGAGGUGAAUGUUCAGUUAAAAUUGGAAAAGAACCUAAUAAAGUAUUGUUCUUUUGUAGUGAGGAUUUUGAACAAUUGAAUGAGAAUGACAGUGAUGAAGUAAGAGCAUCGCAAAAGGCAACAGAAAUAAAAGAAGACAGGCCAUCUGGGAGCUUCAACUCUUCAACAUAUAGCUCAGAACAAACCUGUGUGACCCAAUGUGUUACAGAAAAUGAAGAUGUAUUAGGUCAAACAUCAAAGGAGAGAUCUCAGUUGUGUGAUUGGUCUUGCAGAGUUACAGAAGCUUGUAACUCAAUAGCCACAUCAAGUCUAGCAUUUCAUAGUGAGAUCAAUGCUCCUUAUGAUGCUGGUCAUCCAAGAAAAGCAGUAAGACCAGCUCAGCAAGAGAAUGCUAUGGCAGCUCAGAAUAUUGGGAUAGAAAGCAAGAGCUAUCUGGAAACAGAGAACAAUAUUGAAACAUCCGCAAACGAAAAAGAAUCGAAGUAUGAUUUGAAGUUCACAAUGAAAACUGAUCCACUAAUGCAUCCAGCUAAGGGGAAUGAAAUGUUGACUGAUCAUGUUCAAGAUGUUUGCAGAAUAAUUCUUGAAUCUAAUGAAGAAGGAGAUGCCAUGGACUUGAUUCAAGAGAAGAAUGUAGUUGUUGAAUUUGAGGACAGGGCUAAUGGUGGGAAUACAGUGGACAUAAGUUAUGGAGGUGACUGCACUCUAGGUAAAUGUGAGAACGAUGAACCCUCAAGUAUGUCUAAACCUGAAACUGCAGAGAGAAUGCCUAAAAACAGCGAACCUUUCAAAAGUUUAACAGAAAGUAAAAUCUCUAUGGAAACCAAAAAUACAGCUGAACAAAAUGGAAGUGCUUUGUUUAUUCACAAUGACAAUCAAGAAACCAAACUAUCUGCCUGCCAGCUUGUGGACAGAUCAAUACCAUACUUGCGAACUGAUAACAGUUUCCAGCAAAACUGUCUGCACCCAUUGUCACCUCCAACAUUUGCUAAAAAUGAUAACCCAAUGGGCACAAAUUCAAAAGAAUCUGCAAACAGAAAUGAGCAGCACAUUAUGUGUGAAGAAAAUGUGUUAAGCUUCAGCAGAAACAAAACUGAACAUCUAGUCUCCACCAAAACGUCUCUUGUAACUAAUAGAACUUGCUCUUCCAAUGAUCAAAGCUUUCGAUUUGCUACAUGUAUGGCACAUGGAACUGAAAUUAGACAAACCCUCCCAGACAGAUAUUCCCAGGAUAUGCCACAGGACGUUGUCAUUACUUCGGCAACAGGGGAAGUUGAUUGUGAGAUAAAGGAACAGGACUCUGCAGAUAUUUUCAGAAAUAUAAAGUCAGCAGCAAGUUGUAUGAAUAGCUUUAACAAAGAAGAACAAAGUCUCUCUCAAGAGAAAGCGCUGCCUGUAAUUGAAAACUCAGACUGUGAGACACUUCAAGAGAUUGAUUUGUUUGAAAUGGUUUCUGAAGGGAGUGAAGUCUGUUCGGCAGCUUCACUGUGUGAUAUUGACGGGCAUUCAUUCACCAAUCAGCAAUUGCAGACAACUCCGGAAUGUGUGCAAGCAGAAUUAGGGAAUCGUGCACCUGGGAAUUUCAAAGCAUUGCCAAUGCCACCAGAAAACAACUUUGUGGCUGAUUCUGUCGAACUUAAUUUGACCUCGAGUAAGGCUGGUUCUACAGCUGAUGAGAAUUUACAUUUGAGGAGACUGGACUGUGAAUUGUUUUGUAAACAUAUUACACAGCAGCAGUUAGCUAAAAGUAUAGCCAUGACUGACAGAGCCAACUGUUCGAAGGCCACUCCUUUACGGCAGAACAGUGGGCAAGGUAAGUUAUAUGAAGAGCCGAUCUCCACUCCAAAGCCAAGAGGAACCAUCCCAGACACACACACCCCACCACCAAGGGGGAACUCAGUUGUACAGCAAGAUAUGAGCGAGGCUGUGGAGUCCGCUCAGUCCUGUUUCAUCGAUAAAGACAGUCUUGAGGAAAUCAGUGGAGAAAAUGCUGGUGCAAGUGAAUGUCAAACUGACAGCACUUUCUCCAGGAAGGAUGAAUGUUCAGGAGCAGGGACCAUAUUGCCAAGUCAGGGUAUAGUGUUAAAGGAAGUGAUAGGUAGACAUGUAAUGUGGUACCAACUUGAUGCACCGGCUAUUUCUCAUGUGAGUGAUUUCCAGAUUGAUGAGCAAGCGGGCCAUUCAGACCAAGCCAGGUUUGUCCUGCACCAUUUGGUGAAGGCUGAUGCUGAGGCUGGCACCAAUCAGAAGCAGGAAACUUGUGAGAGUGUAGUUAAUUCUGGUCUAAUUGUGCCAAGCUCAGGCGUGGUAGAUACUAAUGACUCCUUUCAAAAGCAGGAUGUUUUUAAAGUCCAUCCAUUUUUACACAAUCCAAACACACGCAGUACAGCUUUGUCAGGCUUACAUGUCGAAAGCCAAAGUGAAGCUAUUAAAAUUUCUCGGCUCGAGUCACGUGAAAGUCAGGUUGGACGUGGGAAACUGGAAGUAUCGCUGAAAGGUUCACUUGAGAAUCAGCAUGAGGAAGCAAAUGCAAGGGGGUGCACAUCAUCCAUAUCUCUCUUGGUGAAACCAGAAGAAAAGGAGGUCUCAAAUGAACGGAGGUUGUGUCUUCACAAGCAAAAACCAAUUGAAAUUCAGACACAAGCCGGUGAUGGAAAGCCCAUCAUGCCUCCAACAACUGGGUUAAAUUCCCUGGAAAGUGCAUUGGAUUCUGAGCUAUUAAUGAAGCCCCCUGCAUCAGAAAUGGACCAAAAUUAUUCUCAUUCAAAAGGGCUUCAGCAUUCUAUCCAAGAGCAGUCUUCGAGCACUCCCAGCCUGACAGAUCCUUCUCUAUUAGAGAUGGGAAUUAAGUGCCAGGAUGCCCAUUUCUCAAAUACUGACCAGUUACACACAUUCACACCACAGAGCUUCACUGAAUCAUUUCGGCACCAGAAACCUAUCACCUUGGAUUGCAGAAGACAAGGGGAGGAUUCUUCAGUGAGCUUGACUGAUGGGGAUCUUACUUCAGAGCUAAUUGAGGAUCCAUUAAAUUUGCUUGUAGCAAGAUCAGAACAACCUUCAAAGCUGGUAGAAAAAUCUGCUGCAUCUUAUGGUAAGACAGCUGAAACAGCUGGGUGUCCUCAGAACAGCAAUGAUAAAAAUAUACCUGACUCAGCCAAUAAGAAGUCAGUGCAGAAGGAGGUAAAUGGUAGUGAAAGGUAUGAAGAAGCACAGUUACAGCUGCAAGAUGCACGGAGUGCUUCUAAGCAAGAACAGCUUUGCAGUGGAGGUGCCAAUAAAAAUCAUGAAGUCUCCGCCCAUGUAAAACAGGAGAAAAAGUUCCACUCUCCCACCAAAGUUGACUUCAUACCUCAACACGCACCAGAGUGCAGUAACAAACCCAGUGUUCAAACCAGGAUUCAGAAAGUGGUUGAGCCUGCUACAUCAGAAUGUAAAUCAGAAAUGUACUGCAGUGACAGCCACACAAACUUCUGCACAUCUGUCUCUCAGAAACAGCAAUUAACAGAAUUACAGCAGACUCAGAAUCAGUUAACCCCUGAACAUAAACUUAGUUUUGAGGCCAAACUGCAAACAAAGGAUCUGAAUGGUGCUGGUGUAACUCCUGAUGUUACUGAAACAUACAACAAACAUUUCUUUCAAGAAAGUAUUGAUCUGUCAGUUAUCCAAAUAGAACAGAGUGAGGGUUCAGUCCGAUGUAAACAAAUUGGAAAAUUAGGUCCUCAGUCACAUGCAAGCAACAAAUGUACAGAAAUGAAUCAAAUAUGCCACGCCACAGAUCUCUUGACACUUUCAGACUCUCCUCGCAGUAAUUGUUCUGUACAUUCUUCAGUAACUGAAGUCAGUGAUGGUUCAGGUGAGAGGUUCAGCACAACUACGACGAAUGUUCUAAAGAAGAAAUCACAAAGGAUGAGAUCUAAACCAAUUAUAGAUGUAACAAAGGACUCUUCGAGUUCAGAUGAAGAAGUUGACAUUGAAUUCCUUUCACUUAAAGAGCUUCGAAGCAGACGGUGUCAGAGGGAUUGCAAGUCACAAUCAUGUAUUUGUAAAUGCAAAGCCUCGGUGAAUACAAUUGGUGCUAAACAUGAAGAGAUGAGGUCCCCACUGUUGAAACAGAAACAAUCUGCACCAGUUGUCCACAUCUCCUCAUCCAAUAUGGAUCCACCACUGCAGGAUUCCAGUGGGUACAGCCCCACUGCGGCCCUGAUCGCAAACUCUUUUGAUGCUGUCAAUUCAAGUGAUGCUGCAGUAUCAACAUACAGAGAGCAAGUUGUGUACCGAAUGGAAGCUGGCACAGGAAAGGAUAUGGAUGAGAAUCUUUGUCAAAAACUAAAUCUUCGGUCUGACCUUGUAGGAGACAGUGUUUCAUUAAAUACAGAUUCCAACAUGUCUGCAAUAGUCCAUUCCGAGGUGGUUUCACCUUGUAAACAAGGAAAGAAAGAUCUGUCGAUCAAACAGCAAAGCAAUAAGCAUCAGAUCUCAGCAACAUCUUAUGAAUCUCAUCCAGGAAUGUUUACAGAAGGAAAACUCAAAGAGCAGCACUUUCCUGAAGAAAUGAGAUUCUGUAAAGGGAAAGAUCUGUUGCAUUUUGCUUCUAGUGAUAUUAAUCCAUAUGUCCACCAGUGGCAAUGUAAUGAACUGCACAGAGCCAACUGGAAACAGUGUGUCUUUGGAAGCACAAGCAAUGUGCGCAAUGUCCAAUCACAACUCAGUAGUCCUGAUAGUGUUAUGAGAUGUUCCAGUGUUGACAAUGGAUUGAAUGUUCAAAAUUCUCCCUUUAGUUCACAUUUAAGUUGUUAUGUCAAUGAAAGAGCAGUAUCUGACACGCAAAGUAAUGUAAGUGACUUCCAAGAUGAUACUUCUGAAGCUGCAUCCUCUGACCCCAGUGACCUUGAUACCUUUCAAAGGUUGUGUGAUCAAUCAAUACCUGCUUCAUUCUUCUGCUCAUCACAGUUUCCCCGCCCUAACUGUGAAGUUGAAGAUGCCGGAUCACAAGUUGAUGAAAUUGUACUCCUCUAUCCAACAGAGUCUUCUGUAAUGUCAGCCUCCGAUGGGUCUUUGGAAUUCACCUGCAACCAAGCAACACAAACACCAGGUGGAGUGACCCAGCAAAGGUCACUGAGAAAGUGCACCCAAACCCUGACACAGACACCCAAACCACAAAAUCCCUGGUCAAACCUUGAGAACUUGUCUGCCCAUCUUUCACAGCUUCUCCAUAGCACCACAGAGCUGCUGGGUAACAUUCAUCCAAACACAAACUACCUGAAUGAAAUUAUUUCACUAUCCAAUCAAAUGCCUUGUGCAUCAGGAACAGCCAAAACUGCAGACUGCUGUACUCAGACAGCCAUGGAUGUAGCCAUUCAGACAGAAACCUUAUCUCUGAGUCCAGAGGAAGAUGGCCUGGAAAAUGCAAGAAAGGAAGUGCUGAGCUCUCCAGAGGUUAAUAUUAUUGUGAGAGUGAUUGGUUCAGAUGUUAACGUGUCUCAGGAACACGCUAAUGUGCCAUUAACUCUGCAGGAGCAACAGCAGAGCAGUGGUGUGCCAGAUCUCAAUACUCGACAUUGCCAAUCACAAUGUUCUUCUAUUUCCACAGAAGGUGGAAAGUCAUCUGUCAGGACCUCAACCCCUGUCUCACUCAACACCCAGAAGUUAGUAUCAAACUCUUCACAAGUUUGUUCAAUCAGUCCAGGAGAUUCACCAGUUGCAACAGCAUCACAGGAGUCAGUGCUCAGUGAUUUCACACAAUGUAUAAAAAGCGUCAGCUCUUUGGAAAGUGCGUCAGAAUUUCCAAAGUUGAAAACUUAUAGUCCCAGUGUCUUGGAGGAUAGACAAAAGAAGAGUUUCUCACAAGGUUUCCAAGCCAGACAAGAAGCUGCUUUUGCUGAUAUAAAGUCAGCUGAUCUAGUGGACCGAGCCUCCUCCCCAAUUCAGACACUUGAAGCUGGGUCUGCAAGCUGGAGGUCCUGCAACAAGUCAUUUCAGUGCCCCGAAGAUGGAGAGCCACAUGGACAGUGGCAUGCUGACUAUUGGAAAAGAAAGCCUAGGUCUGCUUCUUGGUAUGGUUUAAAUGAAAAACAGCAACACGAAAUUAACGUCAGACAAAUGGAAUCAGAAAGUGAACAGAGAGUAGAAACAAACAGUGUGUCUUUGGUUCUAUUUCAGGAGCAAAAUAAAUUUGCCUCCAAUGAUUUGUCAAGCUCUAUUCAGUGGGAGAGUACAGCUGAUUCCCAUGAUGGAGUUCAGUCCAGUUCACUCAGUUCAUCUCAGAGCUCGGAAUCAGCAAGGGCUUGCAAUGGAGGUCCCAGUCGGCAGUGGGAAAAAAACGCAAUGAGAGUAGGUCACAGUGAACAAGUGCCACUUUGUAACUCAACACAGUCAAAGGAAAGCGAGUCACAACUGGUUCUUCUUAGUGUUCAGAUGCCGUCUACCUCAAACACUGAAGUAAGGAAACUGGAAAAUUCUUCUGCUUUUCCACCAGCAUACCAUAAUCCUGCACUGAGCUCUUGUACUCCCACUCUUAGUAAAAGUGAUGAUACCACGUUACUGUCGAGAAGGAUCUUUCAUAGAUCUUCCAGUACGCCUUCUGUGCAACAGAUAUCUUUUUCUGAAAAUGGUAUAGAUUUGCAGGAGCGAGAGCGCAGAACAUUACAGGAUCAAAGUGCAAGCCAAAAUGAUUCCAUGAAUGAUUGUAAUUCUGUGUCUGGGACAUCCAUUAUGAGUGAAAAGACAAUUGAAUUUACCACUGAAGAUGCCCAGUCCUUAGUUUCAAGUCAAUGCAACACAGAAAUGCUUCUGAAUGAGAAUCUCUCCACGUCUGACUGCAAUGGGCCACCAGUGUUCAGUUCUAGGACAGCUGGCUGCAGAGGCCCAGAAGACUUACCCUUGCAUAACAAGUUCUGCAACUGGUCUGGAGUUCAUUAUAGACCUCUGUCAACAAGUAGUGGUAUCAGCGAGGUCACUCGUUCUUGCAGACAGACCAAGCAAAAGCAAGCCAAAGGCAGGAUUACAGAAGUGGCAGACUUCCAAUCUGAGCUUCAGGAUGUACGGCAGAAGGAGAUCGAAAGCUUGCGCCAGGAGCGUGCUGAGAUCAUGUCAGGAAUGUACCUGGAUUUCAACCAGCACCAACUGACAGUGGAGCUCACUGAAGCCAAGCUGAACUAUGGUCUGGGGGAAACGGAUGCUUUGUUAAGAGUACUUCAGUGUGGAUCAGCAGAUGACAUAAAUGUUUCCAUAAGGCAGAAGCUCUAUGACAGGCACAUGAAAACCAUAAAGGCUUUGAGAAAGGAGAGAAAUGAAAGACUACAGAAAUUCAGAAGGACCCGUAGCCUGAGCCCACAGAAAUAUUUACUCUCACGAUGCCAAAAGUAUCCAACCACCUCCCAUGCAGAUCAAGACCGCCCGAGCGCACACAGGGAUUACCUGCAGCAAAUACGCCAAGAACUUGUGGAAAGCACACAAACUCAAGCAGCUGUGAAGGGUAGAGAGGAGAGCACUUCUGAGAUUGAGCAUCUAUUGAGAGAUUAUCAGAAGGCACGUGAGGAAGCGAAAAUGGAAAUAGCAAAGGCCACAGAUAAACUCCGUGCAAGGACUGAGAUGGAGAAAUGUCGAUUGCAGCAACAGAUGAUCACGCAGAUAUUGAAGGAGAAAGGAAGGAUGAAGAAUGUAGUUAGCAGAAGCAGUUUGUGCAGUGGAUCGAGUCUUAGUCUCUUUUCCAACCCCACAUCAGGCUACAGCAGCAGCAACACAGCCUGUCCAGACAACAACUCUCAAACCAAGAACAAAAGUGGUAUUGAUGCCUUGAUAACUAGUAGAGGGCGGACAGCAUAUCGAAGGUCACAUGUUAAUGUAACAGACCAUCCAGCAAAUGUGACCAGCGAAAGUAUCCACGCUUCCUGCUCACCUGUUGAAUCUGUCUCAGGGAAUAUAUCACACCACAUCAGUCACACCGCAAGUUCUAACUACUUUAAAAAAUACCAGGAUUUGGCAACUCACACUAUAGCUUCUGUUAAAGCAGAGGUCAUGGUGGCGUCCAUCAACAAUCUCAGCAAUCUUCUUCAGGGCAAAUCAGCAGCUGGUUGGAGAUAUCACUGCACAGAAAAAGGGGUCCAAAUAUUCUAUAAGAAAUAUGCCUCCCCAACCAAGCAUGGUUUUCUGGGUGUUGGUAUGAUUGAGAAGCCAUUACACUGUGUGUGGUGCAUUGUGAAAGAUCACAGUAAGAGGCAGCUUUACGACAGCUCAGUGAAAACAGUGAAGAUACAUCAGCAACUGGGAAGUGGCAUUGAACUUGUUUAUCUUGUGAAUGACACCUCUGUGUGCUACCUCAGUCAGCCUCGGGACUUCUGCUGCAUCAGUGUGGAGGCAAAAGAGGAUCAGCAGUACAUUCUCGCAAUGCAAUCAAUAUAUGAGGAAUCAAUGCCUCGGCCUGUGAAGGAUUUGGUACGAGGGGAAAUGAUGCCAAGUGGCUGGAUUUUGCAGCCUGACACACAGAAUGGAAAGGAAAUAACUAGACUUAUCUACUUGACUCAGGUUGACCUUGGUGCUCCUGCUCUCCCUGCCAGACUGUUGGGGUCAGUUGCUAAGCGACAGCCUUUGUGCAUUGCCAACCUAGCCAGCUUGUUCUCCUGUUGAUUUAUUGUUGUGUAAAGAUAGGUACUGCAUAGGUGCAGCCUCCUCCCUGCUGCAUUAUUAAUCUAAUCAGAUUUGGCGUUCAACUUGUUACCUGUCUAACUUAAAAUCAGUAAUAUUGAAGGUUGUGUUUAAUAUUGAAGUUUUGUACAGAUUUUUGUAUUUUAAACUGAAUCUUACUGCAGUUGCUAGGUGAAUCCUUGUGAAAGCUCAAGACAAUCCUUCCUUCGGAACAAAACACUGUGGCUGUUCUGGGUUUUCUAUUAAAUGUAAAGUUAAGAUUUUUAUUUUUGUAUGCAAAAUUCCAAUUGCACUUAUUUAUAUGUUAUUUUAUACAAUCAAUUCUGAAAUAUAAUUAUCAUAUGCCAUGGAAUUAAGUAAUUUGG
Messenger RNA from Hemiscyllium ocellatum (epaulette shark), 15467 nucleotides. RefSeq names its product StAR-related lipid transfer (START) domain containing 9 (gene stard9). The transcript is spliced from 32 exons. The record is from RefSeq and is a predicted model, not a curated record. The annotation marks the transcript as partial. Lineage: Eukaryota; Metazoa; Chordata; Chondrichthyes; Orectolobiformes; Hemiscylliidae. Gene Ontology annotation, molecular function: microtubule motor activity; microtubule binding; lipid binding. Gene Ontology annotation, biological process: microtubule-based movement.